AUGCCUAUUCGCAACCCUUUCGCUCGUCGCCCUGGCGGUGCCAUCGUUCAAGAUGAGAACCAACGCCCUGAUUCUACCCCUGGCUUCGAGAAAGUCGACACUGUCGGCUCCAAGUCCACCCCCGUACUAAGCAUUCGAAGUCAAGGUCGCGACAACGGCGAAUACAAGAUGAGCGUUGUCAACGACAGUGGCGUUUAUCUUCCUCCAUCACCUACUGAGGAAAAGGGCCAGUGGCCUCGAAAGUAUCUCACGACCCGCAACUCGACAGAUACUCGAAGCAGUUCCGGCGACAUUGAACAUUUCUCUAUUUCCCGCGAGUCCUUUGAUUCCUACCGCCGAUCUUUCGACAUCUCUGCAAGAUCGCCAAUGCCCAACUGUGAUUUCCCAACACGCCAGAGUCUUGACUCAGCACGUCUUCCCCGACUACCUAGAUCUGCGAUCGAGCGAUCAUUCGAGCAGCCACCAACCGCCGAGGAGCGUUUUGAAGACGUGGGACUAGACGACCAUAAGCAGCAGCAACAGCAGCCGGUUCCCCAGGCACAGCCUCAGAAGCGCGGGUUUUUUUCGAAAUUCUCCGACAAGGAUAGCUCGACCAAUCCUACCGUGUCCCGUUUCCUCAUGCAUGGUCGCAAAAGAGCCCAGAGCGGCCAAGGUUCGGAGCUCACUCCCAUGGACAACGCAUCCCCCAAGGUGACUGUCUCAACUGAUGGUCAAGAAAUGCAAUGA
Messenger RNA from Fusarium musae, 726 nucleotides. RefSeq lists its product as uncharacterized. Lineage: Eukaryota; Fungi; Ascomycota; Sordariomycetes; Hypocreales; Nectriaceae. The transcript has 4 exons. The record is from RefSeq and is a predicted model, not a curated record. The coding region runs from base 1 to 726 and encodes 241 amino acids.